Fraxinus pennsylvanica is the source of this 1059-nucleotide messenger RNA. The record is from the annotation of a GenBank genome assembly. NCBI's taxonomy places the organism in Eukaryota, Viridiplantae, Streptophyta, Magnoliopsida, Lamiales, Oleaceae.
AUGGCGGGACUACUAGCAUGGGCGGCGGACGUGGUGGGAGGCAAUGGCGGAGAGAGGACCGAUGAAGAAAAUGACCCGGAUUCCAUUCCGCUGAUCCUCACCUCCGAACAACAGACAUACGUUCAAGAACUGGAUCGGAAGGCUACUUCCUUAAACCGUUCGAUCCAAGAUCUACGGCAGAGAUUGCCCCCUCCAGACAUCUCACAACGCCUGCCCCACCUCCACGCGCAUUCUCUGGCCUCCAAUGCCGCCCUCGCUCUACAACUUAAUGCCCACUCCACCACUAAACAACAGGUACAUCAAAGAGAAGUUAGGUUGCAGGAAGAAAACACCGAGUAUGAAAAUGCUAUAUCCAGUUGUGAAAAUAAAAUACAGGAGAAGUUGCAGGAAGCAGAUGCACUUCAAUAUAAAUUGAAGGAAAUGGACUUGAUUGAAGAGAAAUUAAUAGCUGAGCUGGAACAAGCACAAGCUUUGGUGACCGAAAGUGAGCCAGGAGAAUCAAAUGAACUUUCUACUGAAUCCAAAUCGGUCAUUGAAGCUCAAGACGACGCAGAAGCUCCUAGACUGUCAAUGUUGGAGAAGUUAGAGAUGAAGAAAAAAGAACUGGCUUCGAUGGAAGAAAUUGCUCAAGACUUGGAGAAAAAGUGGGCAGAGGUUCAAGCUAAUGCAUUGAAGCAACCAACACCAGCUCAGCGAGAGAAGGCUUUGGAUAAACAGCUUCACAGCCUAAUUGAACAACUCGCAGCAAAGCAGGCUCAAGCAGAAGGCCUUAUCAGUGAAAUACAUCUGAAGGAAAUUGAGUUUGAAAGAUUAAAUGGACUCUGGAAAAGAAUCCAAACGAGCAAUGCGGAUCUGAAUACAGCAAGGAAUAGGUUUGGGAGAAACAGCUCUGACAGGGGACCUGUUUCGUCUGAUUACACUGUUGAUCCUGACCACAAGCUUCCUUUCCAUAUAGCUGGUCGAAGUGACAGUUUGCAGAGGUUGAUGCUACUCAGGUCGGCUUUUGUGAUCUACAUUUUAGCUCUGCAUGUAUUGGUAUUCAUUAAGAUUUCAUUCUAA